CCACGUACUACUCUAUUUACCCCAUUCAGUUAAGUAUCUAUACAUUGUCUGUAGCCUAUAGAAAUUAACACGUAUAUUCUGAACAAAGGCAGCGAUCCCCAGAGGGAAGUUUUGUGUCAAAAACGUUUUCCAAUACUUGAUCAUUCCGUCCGUAUAUCGAUCUGCUCCAUUUUACUUUUGUAACGUAUAGUGGUUAAUGCACAAAAUCCAGUGAACAUGAAGCGUUUAGAUGUACAUAUCUUUUUUCUGUUUCUUGUGGCCUUGGAAAUUAUUGUGAUGGAUGCACAAUUUACAUGUUUCCGAAAAUACAGAGAAAAACGAGGAAAAGAAUUUUGUAAAGGACCACUGAAAAACAGGAGGAAAUUCUCUACACCAGAAAAAUGCUGCGCCAAAAAAGGCAAAGGAUUUGCUGUUUCAGUGGUUAAAGCUGGGGGAAGAAAUAAAUAUCAAUGCACACCAUGUAGUGAUCUGCUAAAGACAACCCCAGCCCCGACUCUACCACCUACACCUGAAAUUACCACAGAACUACCUGAGUGGGGCCGAUGGAACCCUUGUAGCGUGACGUGUGGAUACGGGUGGCGGAACAGAUACAGGAAAUGCGAUGACUGUGAUAAGAAUCACUUCAACUACGUCCAGUCCGAGCCCUGCCUCGAUAACUUCUACUGCCCGAUGGAUGGUAACUGGGGUAACUGGAUGGGGUGGAGUCAGUGCUCAGCUGAUUGUGGGGGCGGGACCCGUACCAGGGUUCGACGUUGUAACUAUCCGCCACCAACACACGGAGGCAAAAAUUGCCCCGGGCUGAGAGUCAAAGAGGAACCAUGUAACGAGGACCCAUGCAAAGUUGACGGAAAUUGGGGAGCUUGGUCACAAUUCACUCUGUGUAGCGCCACUUGUGGGUCAGGAACGAUGGUGAGAACGAGGAAAUGUGACGACCCGCCGGCUCAAUUUGGAGGAAAAGAGUGUAAAGGGGUGCCGUACCAGGAAAAACGCUGUAAAAACAGAAACUGUCCGCUGCACGGUGGAUGGUCUCUAUGGGGGCCUUGGAGUGAGUGUUCCGUCACGUGUGACACGGGAAUGGUGACGCGUACGCGCACGUGCGACAGUCCGCGUCCUCUGUUUGGUGGGCGAGAAUGUGAUGGAUCCGCCACAGAUACCAGGGACUGCACUGCUAACAAACAAUGCCCAGUACAUGGCGGUUGGACAUCGUGGACAACACAAGGAAGGUGUAACGCGCCUCGUUGUGAAAGCGGAACUACAAUUCGUUCGCGCAGCUGCACUAAUCCCCGACCACGACAUGGCGGCCGCCCGUGUGUUGGUCGGUCCUACAGCCGGGAACCCUGUGUAAAUGACGAGAAUUGUCCCAAGGCGGGCGAGUGGUGUAGCUGGAAUGAAUGGUCACAAUGUACCGCCACUUGCACGGGACUUAACUCCAUGCAGGUCCGCCAGAGGUCGUGUCAAUGCCCUGGUCCACAAGCAGGAGGCAGCGAAUGUGAUGGAAGCAAAUAUGAAGCUCGAGAGUGUGUGAAUGUGAAACCAUGUAAUCCUUACGGAGCAUUCCUAGGUCGACGAGGCGAGGAAACGUACAGUUCUGAAGUGAAUAAAACAGAAAAUGCUGACAACUCAAAGAAGGAUGUUGACAUCAUUGCUUCGUAGUAUACAGUUAAGGAAAUUGAGAACAGUAAACCACAUUUAAAACUGUUUUCGAAGAAAAGGGAAUUUGAAUCGAAAUAUAAGUAUCUGCUUUGAUGCGGAGUUGCCGAUAGGAAAAAAAAAAGAUUUUAUCAAAGGGAAGGAAUCGACGAAGAGAGACUUGAAUCCACGCUUUCCAAAAUUUUAACACAAUAUAUUUACAAAACUGAUUGUAAAAGUAGAUCUCUGUGAAGAAAGAAUCUACGAGUUCAGAGACCCACAAUUACUAUAUAUAAAAAAAAUCAUGUUUAUCUUUGAAAAUAUGUUGUUAUUGUAAAUGUUUUGUGUUUUUCUAUGGUUAAUAUUAUGUUAGGAAAGCUUUUGACAUCUUUACAGUCUAUAUAUUUAAUUUAUUUUUUAUAUCUUAACUUUGUAUGCGGAAGUUUUUACUACCUAUCACUAAUUUCCUGUAAUUAUCUUUCAGUUCAACAUUUUAGAAUAUAAAUAAGAUUAUUACAAUGAAAUCAUUUUCAAUUCACAUAGGCCAGUAGAAGUCAAACACAAAGAAAAAUCUUUUUGAUAAAUACCUUUCAUAUCCUUCCAGUCGAUGUCGGUAUGGUAUUACUUUUAUAUAUUUAUUAUACAGUUACUGUAGCUCUGUGAUCUCGUCUAAUUUUUUUUCAGUAAGCAAUUAUGUAUAGAAAGGAUUUUAAUGUGGCUUUUUGGACAUAAUUUUGUACAGAAUAAACAAUAUGUUAAAUA
Messenger RNA from Saccostrea cuccullata (small rock oyster), 2391 nucleotides. RefSeq names its product properdin-like. The transcript is spliced from 12 exons. Lineage: Eukaryota; Metazoa; Mollusca; Bivalvia; Ostreida; Ostreidae. The coding region runs from base 217 to 1653 and encodes 478 amino acids. The record is from RefSeq and is a predicted model, not a curated record.